Molecule: messenger RNA, 4009 nt
Organism: Rattus rattus (black rat)
Lineage: Eukaryota; Metazoa; Chordata; Mammalia; Rodentia; Muridae
Product: zinc finger protein 14-like
Exons: 5
Coding region: 1039-3132 (697 amino acids)
Biological process (GO): regulation of transcription by RNA polymerase II
Molecular function (GO): DNA-binding transcription factor activity; RNA polymerase II cis-regulatory region sequence-specific DNA binding
Source: RefSeq, a predicted model, not a curated record
GUCGCAGGAUUACAUUGUCUUGGCAGGUAGUAAAGGUCGCUCAGCCUCUGUAGCUGUGGGCUCGCCAACCCCAGGAGCAUUGCUGACGGCCUUGGGUGGACAGAGAGCUAUUGGAACCAGGGUACCGGCGGGCGGAGCGGAAGUCCCUCCCCUGCCAUCUUUCUGGUACCCACACACCCGCAGAUCUGUACUGGCACAAGAGGACCUCCCUAGCCUUGUGACACUUUAGCAGGGACAGUUUUGAGGAAGCGCGGGCGCAGACGUAGUGUCCGCUGCGCCGCGUGCGUGCGCUGUCCCAUCAGGAGCUCCUGCGAGCAAAACGGAAGUGCCUCUGCCACCCGCUCUCUUCCGGCACGCUGCUGUCAAAUCAGCUGAGGAAGCCCGGGGCGACUGACCCUCCGUGGCCGUGAGCCGCCGCGGGGCUCAUGGAGGCCCUGGGAGCAGACAUGAAGUCACUUGAGGCAGCUGAACAAAUCACAUCUGAAGUCAGAAGAAGAAUGUAGUGAAUGCGGGCGAUGUUCUGCCAUUUUCUCCAUUUCAUACAGCCCAGAGUACAGCCCAGAGUCCCCUGCCCAGAGGAUGGUCACCGACAAUGAAAAUGAAUCAUCUCACAUCAGUGAACAUAAUCAGAAUAAAUCCCUCCAGGUGUGCCAAGAUGCCCAUCCACCCAACACCGACCAUUACAUAUAAACAUGAUCUGGGAUCCCAGGCUGAAUGAAAAAGGAAAAAGGAAGAGUUCAAGUGGAAACCAGCAUUCCCUGCUCUGUUUUCUGAUCUUUGCCGAUUUGGAGUCCCUACUGCACGAUCCUACCCCCAUGACUUCUGCCAUGACCUUACCCCAGUGAUAGGCUCUACCCUUUCAAGACUUGAUCCAAAGUAAACCUUACUUCUCGAGACUUGCUCUUUACUCAGUGUUGAGGAAAGUCAUUUAUACAAAGUUGAAAGGGCUCUGUGACCUUUGAAGAUGUGGCUGUAAACUUCACUGUGGAGGAAUGGGCUUUACUGGAUCCCUCCCAAAAGAAGCUGCACAGAGAUGUGAUGGAGGAGACCUUCAGGAACCUGGCUGCCAUAGGAAAAACACAAGAAGACCAGAACAUAGAUGAUGACCAUAGAUAUUCUAGAAGAAAUCAAAGAAAUGGAGUUGUGGAAAGACUGUUGGAAUGCCACAAAGGCUGUGAGUGUAAAGCAAUCUUCGGACAGAUUCCAGACACCACAGGAAACAGGAAAACUUCUCACAGGACAGUGCUUUGUGAAAACCAUGUGUACAAGGACAACAUGCUCAUCAGUCACGCGUCUCUUAAUGUAUCUGUACCUCUUCAGACUGCACACAAACCUCCCGCCUAUGAGCUCUGUGGAGAGAACCUGUACACAUUUGGAGAAUGUGAGAAAGCCUUCAUUUAUCCAGAAUGCCUUCUGAAGCAUGAAGACAGUGACAGCAGACAGAGAUCCUGUGAGUUUAACCAGUGUGGGAAAAUCUUCAAAAGUAGUGAUCACAUUCAAAUGCGUGCUAGUGAUGAAACUAGGGAGGAAAUGUGCAUAAGUAAGCAGCAUGGCGAUGCCUUUCCUUAUCCUGAUUUUCUUCAGUAUGUUGAAAAGAUCUACACUGGGAAAAAACCCUAUGCGUGUAAACAAUGUGGGAAAACCUUUUCUUUUUUGAGCAACAUUAGAAGACAUGAACGAACUCACACUGGAGAGAAGCCGUACAGAUGCAAUACAUGUGAUAAGGCUUUCACUUGUUUGACUAACUUUCAAGAACAUGAAAGAACUCACACUGGAGAGAAACCCUAUUUAUGUACACAAUGUGGUAAAGCCUUUUCUUUUCUGAGUAACAUCCGGAGACACGAACGAACCCACACUGGAGAGAAGCCGUACAGGUGUAAUAUCUGUGGUAAGGCUUUCAGUUAUUUGACAAACUUUCAAGACCACGAGAGAACUCACACUGGAGAAAAGCCUUACGUGUGUACGCAGUGUGGGAAAGCUUUCACUUACUACUAUUCCUUUCAGACACAUAAACGAUGUCACACCGGCGAAAAGCCUUACGUAUGCAAGCAAUGUGGGAAAGCCUUCAGUUAUUACAAUUCCAUUCAAACACAUAAGCGCUGUCACACCGGAGAGAAGCCCUACGUAUGUAAGCUGUGUGAGAAAGCCUUCACUACCCUCAGUUCUCUUCGAUAUCAUGAGAGGAUUCACAGUGGCGAGAAGCCCCAUGUGUGUUUGCAAUGCGGGAAAGGUUUCAAUUCUUCUAGCACCCUCCGAAUUCAUGAGAGAACUCACACUGGGGAGAAACCCUAUAAAUGUAAGCAGUGUGGGAAAGUCUUCAGUGUUGACAGUUCCCUCCGAUGCCACGAAAGGAUUCACAGUGGGGAGAAGCCCUAUGUAUGUAAGCAGUGCGGAAAAGCCUUCACUCGUCAUACCUCCCUUCGGUGCCACGAAAGGAUCCACUGUGGGGAGAAACCCUAUAAAUGUAAGCAGUGUGGAAAAGGUUUCAUUUCUUCCAGUAACUUUCGAAAACAUGAGUGGACUCAUUCUGGAGAGAAACACUGUGUAUGUAAAUUGUGUGGUAAAGCCUUCACGGGUCAUGGUUCCCUUCGACGCCACGAAAGAAUUCACAGUGGAGAAAAGCCCUAUGUGUGUAAGCACUGUGGGAAAGGUUUCUCUUCUUUGAGUGGCUGUCAGAGACAUGAACAAAUUCACACUGGUGAGAAACCCCAUGUAUGUAAGAGUUGUGGGAAAGCCUUUACUAAUCCCAGUGCCCUCCGAAACCACGAAAGGAUUCACAGUGGUGAAAAGCCCUGUGUAUGUGAGCAGUGCGGGAAGGGUUUCAUUUCUUUUAGUAAGUUUAGAAUACAUGAACGGAUUCACACUGGAGAAAAACCGUACAAAUGUAAGCAAUGUGGAAAAGCCUUCACUGGUCACAGUUCCCUUCGACGUCAUGAAAGGAUUCACAGCGGAGAGAAACCUUUUGUAUGUAAACAGUGUGGGAAAUCCUUUUAUACUUUAAGUGAUUGUCAGAGACAUGAACAAAUUCACACUGGUGAGAAACCUUUCAUUUGCAAGCAGUGUGGGAAAGCUUUUACCCGGUCCAGCUCCCUUAAAAUACACGAGAAGACUCACAGUAGAAGAAAUUCCUAAGUGUAGAACACGUCAUUCUUAGCAUGACAGUGCGUAGGGCAGAGAACCAGGGCCAUGUUGUCUGCAGGAAUGCCUCUAGUCAUCUUGGUGGUAGUCACAAACAUAAUAGCUCAUACCAUAGCGGCAAGUUCCCACAUGAUGUCAAGAGAGACACAUACCUUAAACGGAUGUAUAUAGAAGUCUUCAGUUGGCCAACCUCUGAGAAGGUACCCAGUAUCAAAAGUUGUUUAACAAAGUUAUCAAAACAGUUCACAAAGCUUUAUGAAAAUCCCUGAAGUAACAGAAUUCAUUAGUCCUUUUUAAGAUCCCAGUGAAUAAACAUUAAGUGGUCAGUAAUUCAGAAGAUAAAUCUCUAGAAUGUUUACUUCUAAUUUUGGCUCCUAAUCUCUGAGCGUCUUUAAGCAGUAAGGCGUGGAUUUAAUGGGCUGUGUCUUUACACAUCAUGUCUAUUCCUUCUCUUCUUGUGUUGGAUACAUAGAUGUAUCCCUGAUAUGUUUUUAGAGUAAUGUUAAUGAGCUGUUGAAAAAUGAAGUUUUAUUUUUAGGCCUUCUCUAUUGAUAUCAUGUGGGAGCUUCUUUUUGAUAUUUUUGUUUUUGCCUUAUUUUUGUCUUGUUGGAUUUUCUUUUGAGACGGGGUUUCUCUGUGUAGCCAUGGCUAUCCUGGUUCCAUAGACCAGGCUGGCAUCAAACCUUGAGAUCUACCUGCCUCUGCUUCCCAAGUGCUGGAAUAAAGGUGUGUGCCACCAUGCUGGGCUUUAUCCUUGAUGUUUAUACUGUAUCUUUUCUAUUCUUUUCAUUGUUGCCAAACACUUGAAACAACUUAAUAGGGGGAGAAUGUCUUCCCUUUGACUCUCAGUUCAUCGUGGCAAGAAAGUCAU